GAUGCGCAGGGCCGGAGGGCCGCCUUGCUGGCAGAAGAUGUCUUCGUCUUUGUGCAGGCUAACCGUGAGGCGUUGGACGCCGCUGUGGACUACUCCAGGGAUCUGGGCUACGACUACUUCGGCUUCAAGACCCUGGAGAAGUCGUAUCUGCUGCGGGUGAAUGACAAGAUUGUGGAGCGCCCACAGCACAUGAUCAUGCGCGUGGCUUGCGGAAUACAUUGUGACUUGGAGUCUGUCUUGGAGUCUUACGACCUCAUGUCCAGAAAGCUCUUCACCCAUGCCUCCCCAACUCUCUUUAACGCCGGGACUCCUCAGCCCCAGAUGUCUUCGUGCUUCCUGCUGAAGAUGAAGGACGACAGCAUCGAGGGCAUCUACGACACGCUGAAGCAGUGCGCCAUGAUCUCCAAGUCCGCCGGAGGCAUUGGCGUGGCGGUCUCCAACAUCCGUGCCAGCGGCUCCUAUGUGCGCGGCACCAACGGCAAGAGCAACGGCCUGGUGCCCAUGCUGCGAAAUUUCAACGAAACGGCCCGAUUUGUGGGUCAGGGCGGCGGCAAGCGCAAGGGCGCUUUCGCCAUGUAUCUGGAGCCAUGGCAUGCGGACGUUUUUGACUUCAUCGAGCUGCGCAAGAAUCAUGGCAAGGAGCAGCAACGUGCACGGGAUCUUUUCUUGGGACUCUGGGUGCCGAAUCUCUUCAUGCAGCGGGUCAAGGGCAAUCAGGACUGGACUUUGUUCUGCCCCAACGAGGCCUUUGAUCAGGAGACCGGCAAGGGCUUGAUGGACGUCUGGGGCGAGGACUUUGAGAAGAUGUACACCAGGCUGGAAGCGGAGGGCAAGGGCCGGAAGACCAUCAAGGAUCAGGCCAACCGGAAAUCCAACCAGCAGAACCUGGGCACCAUCCAUUGCUCCAACCUGUGCACGGAAAUCAUCGAGUACACCUCGGCGGACGAGGUGGCCGUGUGCAACUUGGCCUCCAUCGCCUUGCCCUCCUUCGCCUCAGACGGCCAGCCCUACGACUUCCAGAAGUUGUAUGAGGUGACGAAGGUCGUGACUCGCAACCUCAACAAGGUCAUCGACCGGAAUUACUAUCCCGUCGUGGAAGCUCGCCGGUCCAACAUGCGGCAUCGGCCAGUGGGCUUGGGUGUGCAAGGCUUUGCGGAUGCCCUCCUCAUGAUGAAGCUGCCGUUUGAGAGCGAGGCGGCCAAGCGACUCAACCAGGACAUCUUCGAGACCAUCUACUUCGCGGCCUGCGAGGCCUCCUGCGAGCUGGCGGAGGUCCAGGGGCCCUACGAGACCUAUGAGGGCAGCCCGGCCAGCCAGGGCCGGCUGCAGUUCGACCUGUGGGGCGUGGAGCCCAGCGCGCGCUGGGACUGGGCCGGCCUCAAGGCGCGCAUCGCGCGCAGCGGCCUGCGGAACUCCCUGCUGGUGGCGCCCAUGCCCACGGCCAGCACCGCCCAGAUCCUGGGGAACAACGAGUCCUUCGAGCCCUACACCCAGAACCUCUACGUGCGCCGGGUGCUCUCCGGGGAGUUCGUGCAGGUGAACCGCCACCUGCUGCGGGACCUCAUCCAGCGAGGUCUGUGGAGUGAGGAGCUGCGGGUCCAGUUGAUUCGGCACAACGGCAGCGUCCAGGCCCUUGACAUCCCAGACGACCUAAAGGAGCUAUACAAGACUGUUUGGGAGAUCAAGCAAAGAGUUGUCGUGGAUAUGGCAGCAGACCGCGGUGCCUUCAUUGACCAGUCCCAGUCCCUGAACAUCCACAUGGUAGAUGCCAACACUGCGAAGCUGUCCUCAAUGCACUUUCACGGAUGGCAAAGGGGGCUGAAGACCGGCAUGUAUUAUCUUCGCACCAAGGCGGCUGCGGAUGCCAUCAAGUUCACUGUAGAGGUGCCGGAUCGCGAGUCGGAGCCGAAUUCUCAGAGCGCAACGUGCCUUGGCUGCAGCGCCUGA
This is a messenger RNA of Effrenium voratum, 1947 nucleotides long. The record is from the annotation of a GenBank genome assembly. Lineage: Eukaryota; Dinophyceae; Suessiales; Symbiodiniaceae.